Messenger RNA from Papaver somniferum (opium poppy), 5735 nucleotides. Its product is annotated as protein NETWORKED 1D-like. The record is from RefSeq and is a predicted model, not a curated record. Gene Ontology annotation, cellular component: plasma membrane. NCBI's taxonomy places the organism in Eukaryota, Viridiplantae, Streptophyta, Magnoliopsida, Ranunculales, Papaveraceae. Gene Ontology annotation, molecular function: actin filament binding. The transcript is spliced from 4 exons. The coding region runs from base 465 to 5474 and encodes 1669 amino acids.
UUUCUUCUUUUUUAAUGAGAGAAUAUAAGAUUCGGAAUUUAAAGUAUUAAUUACAGAAUUAAGAAAUCACUAAUUAAAUUUACUUCUUCACACACGCAGUUUCUUUUAUGCAAUUAUGGCACUUUUACUUUUGGUUACCACCGUUUCAAAGCUUCUUUCCUUUAUUCUCUAACCAGAGAGUUCUUUCUUUUCAUUCUUCUUCUCAGUGCCAGAGACCUGUUCUGGUCUUGUUCCAGGUCUUACACUUCAUAUUAAAUUAAAAAUUCAGAGACAGAGAGGAAGAAAAGUGGCUGAGAAUUUUGAUCACUGCUGCUGAUGAUGAUCAAAUUUUCAUUUUAUACUAGGUACAAGGAGUAAGGACUAAAUUGAGGUGAAUUUUGGAACUUCUGUUUGGAUUCUAUACCGAUUUUUACGAGAAAUUAGAUUAAGUGAAGAAGAGAUAUUAUUAGUGUUUAUGUUCAAUUAUGGCGACUUUGAAACACACUGAUUCAAGUCGCAAGUAUGCAUUUUGGUGGGAUAGUCAUAUAAGUCCAAAAAAUUCAAAAUGGCUUCAAGAAAAUCUUACAGAUAUGGAUGCAAAAGUAAAAGUGAUGAUCAAAAUUAUAGAAGCAGAUGCAGAUUCUUUUGCAAGAAGGGCAGAGAUGUAUUACAGGCAACGGCCAGAGUUAAUGAAACUGGUUGAAGAAUCUUAUCGAGCAUAUAGGGCUUUGGCGGAAAGAUAUGAUCAUGCAACAGGGGCACUUCGCCAGGCUCAUAAGACAAUGUCAGAAGCUUUUCCAAAUCAAAUUCCUUUUGAUGAUGAUUCACCACCCUCAGGCUCCCCUGCGGCUGAAGCUCCUGAGAUGCCACACUCAAUACGUGCUUUUUUUGACCCCGGUGGGUUUCACAAGGAAGAAUCAGGUCUGUCUCCAAUGCAAUCCCGUUCUGGUGGCAUAGGAAACAAAAAAGGAUUUCGACAAGUAAGUGAUCUAUUUGGAGAGGCCGUGGGGAAGGACCAAAAUGCUCACGAGGAAAAUAAUGUUCCGAAGGUGCUUACAGAACGCAAGGUCGAAGAGAGUGGUGUUUCUGGACAGAAUAUCAAGAGCGAGGAGGAAGUAGCUGGUACAGUUGAUGAUAAAGUCCAAAAUUUAAAGCAAAUGAUUGCGAGGUUAGAAUCUGAAAAGGAGGCCAGCCUUCUUAAGUACCAACAGAGUUCAGAGAAAUUACCCAGUAUGGAAAGCAAAGUUUCUCAUGCACAAGAAGAAUCAAGAGAACUGAGUGAACGGGCAAUUAAACCAGAAAAUGAAGUUGAAACUUUAAAACACUCUCUGUCUAAGGUCGAAGCUAGUGUGACAAAUUAUUUACAAUGCUUAGAGAGUAUAUCUGAUCUGGAGAACAGACUUUCUCAAUCUCAAAAAGAGUCUGCAGUACUCAAUGAGCGAGCAAGUAAAGCGGAAACAGAAGUUCAAACCCUAAAGCAAGACCUCACCAGAUUAGAAGGUGAAAAUGAAGCUGCUCUUCUACAAUAUAAACAAUGUUUGGAGAAGAUAUCAGAUCUUGAGACGAAACUCCUUCAUGCUGAGGAUGAAGCCAGAAGACAUAAUGAGAGAGGGGACAAAGCGGAAGCUGAAGUUCAAUCUCUUAAGCAAAUGACCAGUAAGUUAAACGAAGCAAAAGAAGCCGCUACUCUUCAGUAUCAACAAUGUCUAAACACCAUAUCAGAUCUUGAAAUCAAGAUCUCUCGCGCUGAGAUGGAAGCUACAAGACUCAAUAAUGAGGUAGCAACAGGGGUCGAAAAAUUUCACUCUGCUGAAGAACAACAUCAUUUGUUAGAAAAGGCAUAUCAGUCUCUUCAAAUGGAAGCUGACACCUUGAUGCAGAAGAUGGGGAUGCUAAUCACACAUGAGCUUGUAGAGAGAGAUGAGGAAUUGGCGAAUCUUCGGGUCCGCGUACAGGAAGAGCACAUUCGCUCCAUGGAGGCUGAAGAUGCUCUCAUCAAUAUAGAAAGUUUACAUGCUAAAUCUCAAGAAGAACAGGAGGCUCUAGAAUUGGAGCUCGAAAAUGCAUAUGAGAUGAUGAAUGACAUGAAGAUCCAGAACCAAGACUUGGAAGAUGAAGUUCAGCAACUUACAGACAGAAACAAAACCCUUAACGAGAAGAACUUAUCGUGUACCAUGUUGAUUAAGAAUUUACAAGAUGAAGUUUUUCUGAUGAAGGAAGCAGAGAAAAAACUUAACGGCGAGGUUGAGCUCCGCUUGGAUGAAAGAAAUGCUCUUCAACAAGAGAUUUACUCUCUAAAAGAAGAAAUAAAUGAAUUGAAUGGGCAAUACCAUAGUGUCAUCGAACAAGUAGAGUAUGUCGGGUUCAAACCAGAUUCCCUUGGGUUGUCUGUGACGGGCUUACUGGAGGAGAACUCUAAGAUGAAAGAGAUGUACCUUGAGGAGAAAGAAGAUAAUGUAUCUCUUUUGACGAAAUUGGAGCAAAUGGAGAAACUGUUGGAAAAAAAUGUCCUAGAAAAUUCUCUGUCAGAUUUGAAUGUGGAGCUAGAAGAGUUGAGGGGGAAACUAAUGUCAAUGGAAGAAACCUGCAGAUCUCUUCAUCAAGAAAAGUCUAAUCUUGUUGCUGAGAAGACCGUCCUUGUUUCUCAACUUGAGAUUGCUACUGAGAACCUAGCGAGACUUGCCGAGAAAAACAGUUUCCUUGAAAAUUCUCUCUCUGAUGCUAAUGCUGAGCUUGAAGGGUCUAGAACUGAAUCAAAGAGUUUGGAAGAAUCAUUUCACUCUAUCAAGAAUGAAAAACUUGGUCUUGUUACCGAAAGGGACACACUUGUCGUCAAGUUAGAAAGCAUGCGCGAAAGGCUGGAAGGUCUGGAGAAAAUUUGCUUAGAAUUGAGAGAAAAGCAUUCAUAUCUGGAGAAGGAGAAAGAAUCAGCACUUCAUGAAGUAACCGAACUACGUGGUUCGCUGGAUGAAGAAAAAAAGGAGCAUGCAAGUUCUGCUCAGAAAAAUGAGAUUCUUCUAGGUAGUCUGGAGGACCAUAUCCGCAUACUUCAUGAAAAACACCGGUUGAUAACAAAGGAAUUUGAAGAAGAACAGGAUAAAGCUAUGAAAGCUCAGUUCGAGAUCUUCAUCUGGCAGAGAUGUAUCCGAGAUAUCGAAGAAAAAAAUCGCUCUCUGUGGAUUGAAUGCCAAAAACACCUUGAAGCAUCCAAGUCAUCCGAGAAACUUAUUGUGGAGCUGGAACAGAAAAAUCUCGAUCAACAGUUAAAUGUUUACUCAUUAUCAAACGAAGUCGGCAGCCUGAAAAAGGGGAUUCAUCAAGUGUUGAAGCUACUCAAAGAUGAUGAUGAUGAUGAUGAUGAUUAUGAGUGUGCAGAUAAAAUUAAGGAGCAUGAAAGGUUUUCUCAGCAUGUCAUGAAGAAAUUUGAAGAGAUGGAUAGUGAUUUAUCGAAAUUACAGGAUGACAAGCAACAGUUAUUGUUUGAGAAGUUGGUUCUUAUUGCUGUUCUUCAACAAGUGACAUGUGAUUUGCAAGAUUCAAAUUUAGGUUUACAAAACGCAAACUCCAACUUACUUGAAGAAAACAGAUCUUUGAGGAAGGACUUCUCAAACUUCAAGGAGGAAAAAUGUAUGCUAGAAGAGGAAAACAGUUCACUACUCGAGGAAACCAUUGUUUUGAGCAACCUCUGUUUGGUACUCAAGAGCUUUGGUACUGAAAAGGUUGCGGAACUCAAAAGGCUUAGUGAAGGUUUGGAUUCUCUGCAUGGGAUUAAUGGUGGUCUUGAUGAGGAAAUUAGAAUGAUGCAGGAAGGGAUAAAAUUGGUUGAAGCUGAAAACAUAAAUCUCAAAGUCGCGGUUGAGAAGUUGGUAAAUGAGCUCAACACGGUGAGUAAUCAGAAUGAGUUGGAGUUCAAUUCUAUGGAAGCAAGCAACAUGGAACGUAGUGCAGAAAUUGUACAGCUGAAAGGAAGUCUUUCUGCACUGGAAGCUGAAAACAUAAAUCUCAAAGUCGCGGUUGAGAAGUUGGUAAAUGAGCUCAAUACAGUGAGUAAUCAGAAUGAGUUGGAGUUCAAUUCUAUGGAAGCAAGCAACAUGGAACGUAGUGCAGAAAUUGUACAGCUGAAAGGAAGUUUUUGUGCUUUGGAAGGUGAAAAUAAAGAUAUGAAGUCACAGAUGACAAAAUAUGCACAGGAUAUGGGUCCUCUGGUUGAAAGUAUAAAAUCCCUUGAAGAGCUUGUGUUCUCACAUAUAAGAUCUCCUACAGCAAAUAAUCAGGAAAUGAAGGAUACUGAGAAGCUUCGGCAUGAUAAAUGCUCUCAAGAACUGAGUGGUGAUCAUAAUCUCCCGAUGUCAGAUAGAGUCCCUGACUUGCUCAAUUUGCAAACCAGGGUAAAAGCUGUUGAAAAGGCACUGAUAGAAAUGAAGAGGCUCAUGCAACAGGGUAGCAUGAACGCUGACAUUAUAUUAGAUACUGGCAUAAGAGAGAAAGAAAAACCAAAAUCUAGAAGUAAUUCGUUCCGGCUUCGAGAAGUUAAAACGGGAAAAGCUGUUGCUGUGGAACCUAAUGAAGUGGAACACAGGGAUGAUCUCAGAAAGAUCAAUACAAGGAAAGCUGAGCUUGAAAUAUCCGAUGGUGCAAUAGUGAAAGACAUUCCACUUGAUCAGGCUGCAUCGUCUUCAUCUUAUGAUCGCGGACAGAAUCCAUUGAGCAGAAGAAGAAGUUCUCGAAUUGAUGAACAAAUGAUGGAGAUAUGGGAUGGUGUUGAGAAGGACCGAAGCAUUAAUAUGACGGUCAGCAGAAGCAGAAAGGGGGCAUCUCCAACACGUGAAAUCGGCAAAAGCAAUCGUCAUCAGGGGUCCAACUCUUCAAGUUUCACACAGGAAGACAAGGAUAUGGUUGUUGACAAGGUAGAAGUCUUCAAAAGAGUUUCAAGUGCACACGAAGAAGGGAACAAGCAAAAAGUCCUGGAAAGACUAACAUCUGACAGUCUGAAGUUGAGCAACCUUCAAGUAACCGUGCAGGACUUGAAAAAGACAGUUGAGCAGACCCCGAAAGUCAGAAGGGCGGAUAAUUUUGAAUACGAUAUGGUGGAAGGGCAGCUACAAGAAGUUGGUGAAGCGAUCACACAGCUGCUUGAUAUCAACAGCAAAUUAAGAAAAAAUCUAGUGGAAAUUUUUCCUGUGACCCGUGAUGGUAGGACUGUCUUAGAGUCGGAAGAGAGUGGAAAUGUUCGCAGACGAAAAGUCUCUGUAGAAGCACAACGAGUGUAUGAAAAGAUAGGAAGGUUGGAGUUGGAAGUGCAGAGAAUGCAGUUUGUUUUAAUGAAACUUGACGACGAACAUGGAACAAAGGGAACCUCAUCAGCUCCAGAUAGAAGAAAAAGAAUUCUAUUGAGGGAUUACCUUUACGGUGAUCGGAGAAGCAGUAACCGCAGGCGAAAGAGAGAUAGGUUUUGUGGAUGCAUGAAACCCGCCACUGAUGAAAAUUCAGGCUAGUAUACAUUUAUUGUUAUUGGACUACAAAAAUCAGGUUAGUGUAUAUCUUCUUUUAUUCGACUAUACAACUUGUAAAGACCUCAUGUAUUGGUAUUCCAUCGUAUAAUCAUUUCCUUUUUUGUACUGUCAAUAAUUUUUAUUUAUAAUUUUUGGAAGAUGAGUGGUGAGAUAUUUAUAGACUAAAGAGAUGUUCUUAGAACGCAAUAAUGUGUUGAAUUUUUCAAUAGAGUUGUACAUUUCUGGGCGUGAUACAAGUUAAAA